AUGGUUACCGGUCAGUACGCCGCACCUAGGGCACCGCAAGUUGGAUGUACGUUGGAGCAGUUUUCUCGUCAGCACUCUCCAACCUUUGAUGGAAGGUUAAAUGCUAUGGAUGCAAAUAGUUGGAUUGAAUGUUUGGAGCAAAUUUUUGAGGCGUUGUUCUGCACAGAUGAUCAAAAGGUUAUUUAUGCAACAUACAACCUAACAGACCUAGCUAACAAGUGGUGGAAGUCAACUCAGACACUUUUACAGAAUGAACUAGGGGAAGGAGUCCCCAUUACUUGGGAGCGCUUUAAGGAGGUAUUCCUGGAUCGUUUCUUUCCACAGUCUUUACAAGAGUCGAGAGCACGUCAGUUCAUGGACCUCACACAGGGAACGAUGACGGUUGAUCAAUAUGCCACCAAAUUCAUGGAGCUAUCUCGUUACGCUAGUUAUCUGAUUCCAGAUGAAGAAAAGAAAGCUGAGAAAUUUGAACGUGGUUUGGACUGGAGAAUUAGAGAUCGAGUACGUGCCCUUAAGAUUCAAAAUUUUUUUGAGCUGGUGAAUCGAGCCACUAUUGUUGAAGAGGGUAUCUUGGAGAGUAUCAAAUAUAAUAAUCAGAAGAAGCGCCAGCAACAAUCACAACCGCUCCAAUCUGCACCAAACAAGAAUAAGAGGCCUCAUCGUGAUAGCAGUCCAGGGCCACAAAUAGGAGGACAAACUUAUCCUACAUGUUCAACAUGUGGGAGGAAGCAUAUGGGAAAAUGCUUAUAUGGCCAGAACGUGUGUUUCAAGUGCAGGAAGCCGAAUCAUUUAGCUCGUGACUGCCCUAUGAAGAAAUCUGGGGAACCAGGAAAAAGUGGAGGGCAGAAGAUGACAGCUACAACAUGUGUAUAUUCCCUCACCCCUGAUGACGCUGUGGCGUCAAAUGAUGUAGUCACAGGUAGAGCAUCAGCAGCCAGCAAGAGAACUGAAGCCAUUAUUGUUCCAGAAUGGAAAUGGGAGGACAUUUCCAUGGAUUUCAUACUUGGAUUGCCAAGGACUUCGGCAGGAAAAAAUUCUAUAAGGGUUGUUCUUGAUAGAUUGACAAACAGUGCUCACUUUUUACCAAUUACCAACACUGACUCUAUGAAAAAGUUGUCCAAGCUAUACGUUAAGGAGAUAGUUUGGUUGCAUGGAGUAACGGGACAAUUGUGUUAG
Messenger RNA from Juglans microcarpa x Juglans regia, 1176 nucleotides. RefSeq lists its product as uncharacterized. NCBI's taxonomy places the organism in Eukaryota, Viridiplantae, Streptophyta, Magnoliopsida, Fagales, Juglandaceae. The coding region runs from base 1 to 1176 and encodes 391 amino acids. The record is from RefSeq and is a predicted model, not a curated record. The transcript has 2 exons. Gene Ontology annotation, molecular function: zinc ion binding; nucleic acid binding.